AUGGAUCAGCUGGUUCCAGAGAUCGUGUCGGAGGAGCCCACCCUCAAGGAAGAAGACCCUGCAGAGGCUGAGCAGGAGGCUGCGAAGCCCAAGACGCAGAAGCGCUGCCGCCGCAGGCGGCAGCCACGCUAUAGCCCAAGUGGUCUGUCCUGCCGUCGCACCUACGAGAGCUUCGCCAUCUACUUCCCCAGGGUCCUGAAGACUGUCCAGGAGGGCAUGAGCCUCUCGAAGCAGGCCUUGUGCGUCCUGGACUCGUUCGUGGAAGACAUCUUCGAGCGCAUCGUCCGGGAGGCGGCGAAGCUGACCCAGGCCAGCAACCGGGUGACCAUUACGUGCCAGGAGCUCCAGGCGGCUGUGCGGAUGCUGCUGCCACGAGAGCUUGCCAGGAACGCUGAGAAAGAAGGUACCAAGGCCGUCCUCCGCUACACCGAAAACAGAUGA
Sorex fumeus (smoky shrew) is the source of this 441-nucleotide messenger RNA. RefSeq names its product late histone H2B.L4-like. Bases 1 to 441 code for a protein of 146 amino acids. Gene Ontology annotation, molecular function: DNA binding; structural constituent of chromatin; protein heterodimerization activity. NCBI's taxonomy places the organism in Eukaryota, Metazoa, Chordata, Mammalia, Eulipotyphla, Soricidae. The transcript has a single exon. Gene Ontology annotation, biological process: nucleosome assembly. The record is from RefSeq and is a predicted model, not a curated record. Gene Ontology annotation, cellular component: nucleosome.